Messenger RNA from Onychomys torridus (southern grasshopper mouse), 762 nucleotides. RefSeq names its product cathepsin G-like. The coding region runs from base 1 to 762 and encodes 253 amino acids. Gene Ontology annotation, cellular component: cytoplasm; intracellular membrane-bounded organelle. The record is from RefSeq and is a predicted model, not a curated record. NCBI's taxonomy places the organism in Eukaryota, Metazoa, Chordata, Mammalia, Rodentia, Cricetidae. The transcript has 5 exons. Gene Ontology annotation, molecular function: serine-type endopeptidase activity. Gene Ontology annotation, biological process: proteolysis.
AUGCGGCCACUUCUGCUCCUGCUGGUCUUUGUGCUACUCCGAGGAGAUGAGGCAGGAAAGAUCAUUGGAGGCCGAGAAGCCAGGCCCCACUCCCACCCCUACAUGGCCUUUCUUCUGAUCCAGAGUCCAGAAGGGCUGAGUGCUUGUGGAGGGUUUCUGGUACGAGAAGAUUUCGUCAUGACAGCAGCUCACUGCUUGGGAAGCUCCAUAAACGUCACCCUGGGGGCCCACAACAUCCAGAGGCAAGAAAGGACCCAACAGCACAUCACUGUGCUCAGAGCCAUCCCACAUCCUGAUUACGAUCCGCAGAACAUCCACAAUGACAUCAUGCUGCUGCAGCUGAGGAGUAGAAUCCGGAGGAGUCGAGCCGUGAAGCCCGUGGCUCUGCCUACCGCCAGCAACCGACUUCGGCCUGGGGAUUUGUGCACAGUGGCUGGCUGGGGCCGGGUCAGCCAGAGCAGGGGAACAAAUGUACUCCAGGAGGUGCAGCUAAGAGUGCAGAGAGACCAAAAGUGCAGUGAUCGCUUCAUCUCUUAUGACAGCCAGACUCAGAUCUGUGUGGGAAACCCACGAGAAAGGAAGUCUGCCUUCUUGGGUGAUUCUGGUGGCCCUCUGGUAUGUAACAAUGUGGUCCAGGGCAUCGUCUCCUAUGGAGACAGGAAUGGCAUCCCUCCAGCCGUGUUCACCAAGAUCCAGAGCUUCCUUCCCUGGAUAAAGAUGACAAUGAGGCGCCUUGCACCAUGGGCACCAGGGACCUACUGA